Tachysurus vachellii is the source of this 2664-nucleotide messenger RNA. Its product is annotated as methylcrotonoyl-coenzyme A carboxylase 2. Gene Ontology annotation, molecular function: methylcrotonoyl-CoA carboxylase activity. Gene Ontology annotation, cellular component: methylcrotonoyl-CoA carboxylase complex; mitochondrion. The transcript is spliced from 13 exons. NCBI's taxonomy places the organism in Eukaryota, Metazoa, Chordata, Actinopteri, Siluriformes, Bagridae. The record is from RefSeq and is a predicted model, not a curated record. Gene Ontology annotation, biological process: L-leucine catabolic process. The coding region runs from base 189 to 1997 and encodes 602 amino acids.
GUGGAGGCGGGAAUCGAACCCCGACCCUGGAGGUGUGAGGCAAACGUGCUAACCACUAAGCCACCGUGCCCCCCACUAUUGUAUUAAAGCUAUUGGCCCGGAACGUUCCGGGUGAUGUUUGUUUCCACUCCGGGCAUGUUUGAAUGUAUCACGGCGCAGAAAUAAAAUAACAUUGACCUUUUGUAGCCAUGUAUCUUUGUAUAUCAAGCUUCUUUCGAGCAAAUGGAAGGAUAUGCUUCACAAACCAAUCAUGCACCAGAAGACUGUCAAAGGCCAUAGAAAUGAAGUGUCCUGAUUUCAGCUCAGCCUUAGGACUGAAGUACCUGAGACACAGUCUACAGCGCAUACGCACACAUCAGGCAGUGUUACACCAGUGCAUAAGCUCAAGCGUAUGCAGAAGAAGUCUGCCAAGUGCAUUUCCAGUAGUAGAUGGUGCAUUUCAGCUUAUUCACAGACAUGUAUUUGAAGCAAAUUUACAGUACAGCCAGGCAUGUCAGCAAAGGUAUCUAGAGCUUAAGGAGAAAGUGUUAAAGGCAGGUGGGGAAAACGCCAUUGCACGACAUACACAACGAAACAAGAAGGUUCUUGUCAGAGACAGGCUGCGCAUGCUGUUGGAUGAUGAUGAUUUCCUAGAACUGUCUCCUUUUGCUGGACUGGGUUUACCUUAUGGGGACAUCCCAUCUGCUGGCUGUCUCACAGGUAUUGGUAAAAUAAAUGGGCUGUGGUGUGUGUUCACCGCUAAUGAUGCCACAGUAAAAGGGGGCACAGCUUACCCUAUUACAGUAAAGAAACAGCUUCGGGCCCAGGAAGUGGCCAUACAGAAUCGGCUCCCCUGUGUGUACUUAGUUGAUAGUGGGGGUGCAUUUUUACCUCUUCAGUCAGAUAUAUUUCCUGAUAAGAACCACGGUGGACGUGUAUUUUACAACGAAGCUAUAAUGUCAGCAAUGAAGAUUCCACAGGUGGCAGUGGUCUGUGGGUCAUGCACUGCUGGUGGAGCCUAUGUCCCUACUAUGGCAGAGGAAGCGAUCAUUGUGCACAGGAUAGGGACCAUAUUUUUAGGUGGCCCUCCUCUUGUUAAAGCUGCUACAGGUGAAGAAGUGACGCCUGAGGAUCUUGGAGGGGCCAAGUUACACUCAGAGGUGAGUGGCUGCGUUGAUCAUUUUGCUGCUGUGGAACAUGAGGCAUACGAGUGUACCAGGAACAUAAUCUCCACACUAAACUUCAAACUACCCGUAGAGGACUGUGCUGAGUUUGAGGAGCCCCUGUAUAAUCCUGAGGAGCUUAUGGGCCUUGCACCAAGGAGCUACAAUUUUAGCAUGGAUGUCAAACUGAUUGUGAGUCGGCUGACUGAUGGCAGUCGUUUUCAGGAGUUUAAGUCUCGCUAUGGAACCACUCUUGUGACUGGAUUUGCCAAAAUUGAAGGACAUUUGGUUGGCAUUGUCGCCAGUAAUGGCAAGCUAACAUAUGAAGCCUGUCUGAAAGGAAGCCAUUUUGUACAGCUCUGUGAGCAGAGAGACAUUCCUCUCAUCUUCCUCCAGAACACAGCCCCCGAGUCUUUGCACACACUUUCUCAAGAUAAGGCAGAGUCCAACACAAUGAUACUCAAAGCUCAGGGAUCCAUGAUGUCUGCUGUGGCCUGUGCAUCUAUUCCUAAGAUCACAGUGGUCAUCGGAGGCUGCCACGGUGGUGACAGCUAUGUCAUGUGUGGACGGGCUUUUGACCCCAACUUCCUGUUUUUGUGGCCCAAUGCUAGAGUUUCCAUUUUAACUCCAGGCCAUGCUGGUGGUUUGGUGCAGGAUGAAGAGGAGGCCAUGCACAUUAAUGAGCAGCUAAUAGAAGAGAGCUCAGCAUUCUUUUCAUCAGGCAGACUGUGGGACGAUGGAGUGAUUCUUCCAAAAGACACAAGGAAGGUGCUGGCGAAAUGUUUAAAAAUCAUCAAGCAACAGGAGUACCAGCUGUCUCGAGGAAAGCCAAAAUCUAUCCCUCUUCGAAUGUAACAUCUGAAAUGAGUUCACUAAAAUGUUUAGGCUACUUGAAAACCAACCAUCCAGGAGUCAUGUUUUUGAUAGAUUUCUAUGUGAAAAUCAAGUGCUCAACACUCAGUAUUUGAAAGACUAUGCCAAUAAAAACGUUUUCAUGGUAUGUACUUUUAGUAUGAGCACUUUCAUACUAAUUACAUUGAUUUUUCUCUUUAAUAUUUAGAGGGAAAUUUGACUGCGCUCCAUGUUUAGGUUGAAGGCAUUAUUAUGGUUCAUGUAUAUUAAGGAUAUUCACUUUCUUCUCUUUAAAUGUAAUUUUAUUUUGUGUGACUAACACUAAAAACUCAGAUCAUUCGGAAGCGGAGUCUAUAAAAUAGUUUUUAGUGACUAUUGUACAUAUGAUCCUAAUGAGAAGGGAUAGUUUUUGGAUAGUUAAAAGAUCAUUGACUUACUAAAGUGGUUUAAUUGAACCCUUUUGUUGAUUGGGAAUUAUUCAGUAGUGUCUUUCUACAGAGAGUUUACUAGUUUUCAAAACUCAGGACAACAAAGUCUGAGUUGCAAUUACUAAUAUUGCUUCAUGAUUUUUUCUGUACACAAAUAUUACAAUUUCUCCUGUGGAUGUGAAUAAAAUGCAGGAAAAGGCUGUUAAAUAAAAUUCUGGUUUUAAUAAAGUUAACAAAUGUUA